CCCAGCAGGCGCGGGAGGCGCUGCCAGCGGUGGAAGCCAGGCGCCCGCAGGACUCCCGGCCCGGGCCACGCCAGCGCCAUGUAUGCGGCCAAGUGGUUCCAAGGGGCUCCCUUCGGGGUGCAGAGCCACAGAUUUGAUGCGUCUGCUGUUUAUCCCAACCAGAAGAAAUACAGCACCUUCACAGAGACCCCGUACUCCACGCAUCAUUCUGUGGAAGUGUCCCACAUAGGUCCUGGAACCUAUAGCUCCAAGGAGACCUGCUUCAGCAAAAAGAAGCCAAAGAAGGAGGUGGACACAGGCUGGGCUCUGGCCCAGCAAGCCAUCCGGCUGACCCAGCUGCCCCACUUCCGGUACCAGACCGUUGUGAGAGAGAGGAAGUUGCAGGAGCAAAAGCUGGGACCUGGCUCUUACAACUUCAAAGACUUCUUACAACAGUUGCAGCAGAAGCCAGGCAGCAAGCGGGGGCUGCUUAGCUCUGGGGAGAUCCGCUUCCGAGGUCUCAUUGGGACAGUGGGAACAGCAGAGGCUAAGGACCCGGGUGCCAGCACGCUUGGCAAAUUAGACCAGUGGACAGAGAGCAAAUGGAUGCAUCUCCAGGUGCAGAAGCUCCCCCCCCCACCCCCUAGGGAGCAGAGUGCCUGGAGGCCUUUGAAAAACUAUUAUCCAGGCCCCGGGAAUUAUGGGGAGAAGGGCAACCCAUACACGCGGCUGGAGGAGAAUGCCUGGAACCGGUCCCAUUCCGAGGGCCUCAUGUGCAGGAUGUCAAACAAGUCACCACCUGAGGCUCCUCAGGGGAGUGGUUUAGGACCUGGCACCUACUCCUUCAAAACUGGCAUCGAGACCUACCUGGCACGAUCUACUGGCACCCGCGGCCCCUAUGACAUUUUCUCUGGUGACCGAAGCAAGCCCCUGCCUUUUGGACAUUACUCUGUGCAGAAAAAAAGGCCCAGGGAACUGGUGAAUUUCAAGAGCUUCGUGGAUGAACUUAACUCACGUCACAAUAAGAAGCAUGGAGUUUUUUCAGAAAUUCCCCGCGACCCGAAAACCCCUCCAGAGAGGAUUUACUGGUCUACCCUUAGCCAGUGCCCCCGAAAACUAAACACAUCUGGCCCUGGUUCAUGGCUUCCUCAAGAGACAGAGAUCAAACACGUCAACCGGCCGCCAUUCCUCCUGGCCUCUAAGCGUUCAGGUGUAAAGACCAACCAGAUAGUUUUGGGAAGCUGGAACCCAGUAGGGGUGGGCCGCUACCUCAAUACCACGCGAUUGGAGAACAAGGACACACGGCAGCGAUACCGGUCCCUGUACAUGGGUGAACCCAAGCGCUACCUCUCAGAUCUGAACCGGGACAGGAUCAUGCAGGAAAGGAUCACACCUUUUACAAAGGGCAGGUGCCCUCCAACUGUGGAUUAUAAUUCAAAUCCUACUCCUUAAAGCCACGUGGGAAGAACAGCUAUGGUGACUGGAGGGCCCAAAGCCUGAAGACAGAUGAGGGUGUCUUACAGAGAGCAGUUGCUUUCUCAACCGUGUCAGACGGCAGUCCUGGAAGAAGUCAGACCAUCUUUAUUCACGGACAGCAAGAUCAGCUCCAUAAAAAGUCCUCCUGAAUCUUCCAAAAAGCUACGAGGUCCAAGAAGUCAGUUUCGUAAGAUUACAACAAAUAAGAUCAAUCUACCCAAACUGUUUUCCUAUACUAGCAACACACAACAAAAAAAUUGGAAAUUUAAAAUACAACUUAUAUGGCAUAAAACUAUGAAACACUUAGUUUGAAUUUUGACAAAAGAGAUACAAGGUCUGUACAUGGAAAGCAAUUAAUACUGCAGGGACAUUAAAGAAGACAGAAAGGGAGAGAUACCACAUUCAUGGGCCACAAGAUUUGAUAUGGGUGUUAAGCUGUUUUCCCCAAAUUAAUCUAUGGAUUUAAUGCAAUGCCAAUCGAAACCUCAGUCACCUUUCUGUAAAAGUUGACCAGCUGGAGCUGGGGGUGUUGCCUAGGGAGGCCCUUGGUCUGAUCUCUAGCAUUGCCAAAAACAAAUACCCGCAGACUGACAAGCUGAUAGCGAAACUGAUACAGAAAUACAAAAGACAUAAAAUAUCCAAAAUAAUUUAGAAAAAGAACAACGCUGUAGGACCAACCUUAUCUUAUUUCCAGACUCAUCAUCACAAAGCUAUAGGAACCAAGACAGUGGAAUUGGUGCCAAGAUAGAUCAAAGGAACAGAGCAGAGAAUCCAGGAACAGGAGAUAUGGACAACUGCACUUCAACAGUGGUGCAGAGUCAACUGGGGGUGGGGUGGGGAUCUUUUCAUCAAGUGUGCUAGAACCAUUGCAUACUAAUCUGCAAAAAAGUGAACUGUGAUCAGCAAGUCCCCUCAUGGACAGAAACUAACUCCAUCUGUGAUACUCAGAAGUACAGUAUAUACUUGGUUUUCCUCUUAUUUCAUGACUCACAGCUCCCAAAACCCUGGGAACCUCCAGAGUGAUGUCUUUCAUAUACUAAUUAGAUGACUGGUCUCUGAGGACCCUUAGAUAGCUUUAGGGUACAGAAUUGUCACCAGAAAGACCCAGGCCUGUUUAAAGAGUUGAAACCUUUAAUCCCACACCUCUAAGGAGGGGAAAGAGGCUGAAGGUUGAGUUGAUCACUAAUGGCCAAGGAUGCAGCAAUCAUGCCUAGUAAUGACCCCUCAUAAAACCCCAGACAGGCUAGGUGUGGGGAGCUUCUAGAUAGCCGAACCCAAGGAGGACACCCAGAGAGAGCAGGGAGGCUCCCCCUCUUUCCCACAUGCCCUGCCCUCGUCAUCUCUUCCAUCUGGACUGUUGAUCUGCACCCUUCUUUAUAAUAUAUAGAAGGGUAAAUAUAUGAAAAGCAUUCUUUAUAAUAUAUGGGUAAAUAUAUGAAAAGCAUUUCCCCGAGGGCUGUGAGCCAUCCUGGCAAGGCAACUGAUCCCAGGAUCCCACACAUCUGGCAUCAGAAGUGUUGAGUGGCGUGUGAGAGGAGGAAUGAGCUGUUUUCCCCUCUAGAUCACAGACCUAAAUGUAGCUGUGAAAAUUCUAGAAGAAAACACAGGAGGAAAACCUUUGGACAUUAUGUGAGGCAAAAAGUUCUGAGAUGCAGAUUUAACUUUAAAAAAAAAAAUAAAUCGUACAUAUUGUUAAAUUGGACUUAAUUGAGAUUUUUUUUUGUUCUUUCAAAGGUGCUAUUAAAAGAAUGAUAGGUCACAGGUUGGGAGAAAAUAUUUGCAAAUCAUAUAUCUGAUAAAGGACUUAUAUUCAGAAUAUGAAUAUACAUAUAUAUAUAUACACAUACAUAUACAUAUACAUAUAUAUGCAUAUAUAUUUUAAAAUAUAUAUAUAUUUCAAGAAUAAG
This is a messenger RNA of Marmota monax (woodchuck), 3362 nucleotides long. It is a transcript of the gene Cimap2, whose product is annotated as ciliary microtubule associated protein 2. The transcript is spliced from 12 exons. Bases 79 to 1431 code for a protein of 450 amino acids. The record is from RefSeq and is a predicted model, not a curated record. NCBI's taxonomy places the organism in Eukaryota, Metazoa, Chordata, Mammalia, Rodentia, Sciuridae.